AGAGCGCAAAGGAGAUAAAAAGAGGAGGCAAGAUACUUUCCAGCCCCGGCUUUAUUUCCUUUUAUUCUUUAAAAAAAAAAAAAGUUUGUGUGUUUUGGAAACAAGCCUGGUGUUUGCCAGUGAGCUGGGAUGAAGACCCAAGGAGUGGGAUCCUACACUUUGUAAACAGAUGGCCAUGCGUGUUGCGAUGCGGCCUCGCAGUGGUUGCCUGGUGCUAUGUCUGUGCCUGUCUGUGGUCACCCUGCUGAUGCAGAGCCUCUGGGUGCCGCUCGAGGGGACCAGGGAUGAACCCGCUGGCAGAUCACCAGAGGAGCAGGGCCAGCGUGGUCUUGGCUUCCGCAGGCUGUCUCUUCGCUUUGAGGCUUUGAGUACUCAGGUAGAGAGGCUCAGCAGGGACAGAGAUGUCUCCCAGCUCACCAGAAACGACCUGAGUUUGCUACUAAAGAGCUUCAGACAGGAUCAGCAGAGCUUGGCCCACUUGGUGGAAAGGGAGAUGAAGAGAGUGUCCCAGAGGCUUGAUCAGCUCAGCAGUCACAGCCAUCACCGCGAGGCUACGCCAACGCCACAUGCUGACCGCGGACCACUCAUGGGGUCCAGUGAAAAGUGCGACGUGCCAGUAGAUCCGGCAUAUCCAGUGUGUGCGGAAAAGGUGGAGUUCCUGCGCGCCCGCUGGCAAUCAGACCCCUGCUACGCUUUUUACGGAGUGGAUGGUACCACUUGCUCCAUUUUGACUUACCUCAGUCAAAUAGAGGACUUUUGUCCCCCUCCUCUUGGAAGGAACCACUCUGUGCUGCCAUGGCAUCAGAAACCUCAUGCCUAUACAGAGAAGGCUGAGGUACGUAGAACUCUGAGCUCACUGUACGAGGCGAUCAGCAACAGCAGCAGCCCGGCCAUUAAGUUCAUCCGGUCCAGAGUGGAAAGAAUGUCUGAACGAUGGAUACAGGCUGGUCUAAGGAUGAGGCAGAGCAGCAACAUGACGGUCUCAGGCCAGAUGAGGGUGCUGCUUUACCCCGGUGCCCUCGCUGGGAGUGUUGGCCAGCGUUUUGAAGCCAUGGUGGAGAGAGGUGGUCCUUUGGGAGAGCUGGUGCAGUGGGCCGACCUCAGUGCCUGUCUGACCAUCCUGGGUCACAACCUGACCUUCAGCACCUCACAGAGCCAGCUCCACAGCUUCAUAGGCGCGGCUCCAGGUCGGGGCAGUUGUCCAAUCCAAAGGCCCCUCACCUUUGACCUCAUCUAUACCGACUACCAUGGCCUUGCUCACCUCCAAGGAGCCAUGGGACUGGCUUUCCAGCAUUACCAGUGUCGCUUCAGAAUCUUGGAUUCAUUCGGCACAGAGCCAGCCUUUAAUUUGGCGAGUUAUGCACGUGACCACGGAUACAAAACGCUGUGGGGCAGCUGGGGUCUCCAACCUCUGCAGUACAUGACCAUGUUCCCUCAUACUCCUGAUAAUUCCUUCCUGGGCUUUGCGAGUGAAGAGGCAGUGAGAGAGGAUGAGCCGGAGACCAGGAGAGACAGGAUAGCAGUAGUCUAUGGAAAACAGGACUACAUGUGGCAGGGUAAAUCUGAAUAUGUGGAGGUGGUCAGUGAGGAACUGGAGACUCACGCCACGGUCUACCAACGUCCGGGACACAUCUCAAAUCUACCCAGAUUCGUCAGAAACCACGGGCUGCUGAGUCAGGAGCACUUUGUGCGUCUUCUCCGUAGAACCAAGGUGUUUGUAGGCCUCGGGUUCCCCUAUGAGGGUCCGGCUCCUGUCGAGGCGAUAGCUCUGGGCUGCGUCUUCAUCCAGCCUCGGUUUGAUCCUCCACACUCAUCUGACAAUAAUGACUUCUACAAGGGCAAGCCCACCACAAGACAGAUCUCCUCCCAACACCCUUACGCCGAAGAAUUCAUCGGUAAACCCUAUGUGUGGACUGUGGAUGUGACCAACAGGACUGAUAUACGAGAGGCAGUCAAAGCUAUUCUGAGCACUGAGGUGAAGCCUUUCACUCCUCAAGAGUUCACUUGUGCAGGAAUGUUGGAGCGGGUUCAUGGUUACAUCACUCACCAGAAUUUCUGCAAUAAAUCUGCCUCAACAUGGCCACCAGAAAGCGCUCUCACGGUGCUCCUGGGUCCGCUGGGUCAGUCAUGUGUAAGUGCGUGUCGACGGUCCUCCCUCUUGUGUGAGCCCGCUCUGUUUCACCGCCUCAACACCCCUGACACAUUUACCAGGCUUGGACUUGGUUGCUCUAGCACGGCACAAGAAGCCAACCACCUGUUUCCUUCUUAUAGCCCAUGGGGCCGUCACUGUCGCCUUCAGCAAAACCCUCUGCUGUUCAGCUGUGCCGGCUUUGACCCUUCAUACCGUAGACUGUGUCCCUGCAGAGCUCACCUACCUGGAUAGCUGGCACUGUGCCCUGAUUGCUUCUAAGCAACGCGGUGAAAGGACUCAGGAAAAAGCAGGGAGACGAGAGGAAAGGAGCCAUCCGCAACGCAUCCUCUGCAGAUGCACGAGGCUGUCCCACCAAAACCACUGAAAUCCAUGUCGUCUCGUUCGUGGUCAUAUUUUAUUUCUAUUUACACAAAGAAAUGAGAAAAUCUGGAAGGAAUUACUGAAAAAUUAACAACGCAGUCAACGCCCCUUUCAUUUAGUUAAGUAUUUAGUUGGUAGAUUUGUCUAGUGCUGUUGUUUGGACAAUGGUUUUUAUGUUUUAUUUUUUAAUGGCGCUCAUUACUCAGGAAGCAACGAUGAAUGAUUGUCAGCUCAAAAGCACUUGAAACGUUGAAGGGUGAUGAAUUCAAGGCCUCGCGUUUCAUUAAGCCAAAUAAAAUCCCUCUUGUUUCUGUA
This is a messenger RNA of Mugil cephalus (flathead mullet), 2827 nucleotides long. Its product is annotated as alpha-1,6-mannosylglycoprotein 6-beta-N-acetylglucosaminyltransferase B-like. Gene Ontology annotation, cellular component: Golgi apparatus. The transcript has 18 exons. The coding region runs from base 170 to 2383 and encodes 737 amino acids. The record is from RefSeq and is a predicted model, not a curated record. Lineage: Eukaryota; Metazoa; Chordata; Actinopteri; Mugiliformes; Mugilidae. Gene Ontology annotation, biological process: protein N-linked glycosylation. Gene Ontology annotation, molecular function: alpha-1,6-mannosylglycoprotein 6-beta-N-acetylglucosaminyltransferase activity.